Molecule: messenger RNA, 1248 nt
Organism: Sycon ciliatum
Lineage: Eukaryota; Metazoa; Porifera; Calcarea; Leucosolenida; Sycettidae
Product: probable U3 small nucleolar RNA-associated protein 11
Exons: 9
Coding region: 130-882 (250 amino acids)
Biological process (GO): rRNA processing
Cellular component (GO): small-subunit processome; nucleolus
Source: RefSeq, a predicted model, not a curated record
UUAUUGAUAAUUCCCAACAAGAAGUUUGAUUUGUACCGGGCCGGGUAAUUGUGCUGAAGAUUUUGAGUGCUACUAGUAUUGGAAUAUUGGAGUUGCGAGCUCGUGUGGUGCGUCGUUUACAAAGCAGAUAUGUUCUCGUCUUUCAAAAAUGCCGAGAAGGUGCAUCGGCGUGCCCAUAAGGAAAGAGGGCAGUUGAGCUCGAGGCAGAAGGUGGGACUUUUGGAGAAAAAGAAGGAUUAUAAGCAGAGAGCAAGAGAUUAUCACAUCAAGCAGAAGCGAAUAAAGGUUCUCAAGGAGAAGGCGCGGAACAGAAAUCCAGAUGAGUUCUACUACAAAAUGAUCAACUCGAAAAUGACGGAUGGCGAGCACUUCCAGAAGAAUAAAAUUCCACCUCCAGAGAAGAAAGAGAGAGUGCGUGCACUCUGCAGGGACCUGUUUCAAAUUGAAGGCGAGAGGCGGAAAUUGGAUAAGGAAAUCCAGGAUCUUCAAGUGAGCCUGAGCUUAAUGCCUGGCAUGCCAGAUCAUGACAAGCGACGGCAUGUGGUAUUCUUUGACGAUGACAAAGAAGCCGAGCAGUUCAAUAACAGUGCGGACAAGCAAGCCGAGUACUUUGACACGCACAAGGCGCUGCUGGAGAACCCUGCCAACCGUAUGCGCUCCGAGCAGCUUGCUAACGACGAACUGCCAACUGUGCACAGGAGUAUUCGCAAGAAAUCCGAACGCCAAUACCAGAGCAAGAUGACACGGCUUGACGAGGCGCUGAAGCAACGGAAGCAACUUGACCACGAGUACAAUCAAAUCACGGAACGCAAAAACAGUCUAACAUUUCGGCGGAGGCGAGGACUGCAGAAAACCAUCAUACCUACACAUCGUCGCAGGUAGACGACACAUGUAGCCCAGCAGCUGCUGGCCGUAAGAGUCCCGGGAAUGAGGGCUGCCUAUUUUCUUUUGCACAUAGAACAACUGUACAUAGAAGGUUUCGUUAUUGUGUUUAUGGUUGAAUAGUUUAUAGUGUAUGUUUGCGAGGUCCUUAUUUAUGUCCGCCGUCGCCUGUGCCUGAUUAUGCAUGGGCCGUGUGGAGAUUGUACAUAAGUAUUACAUAGGCUGCAGUUUGGAAUUGCACUGUACAUUGCCAGGCUAUGACAUGUUGAUAACUGUAUGCACUAGUUGUGUGUACCUGUACAGUAAUUGUAUAUUGCUAUGAAUGAAGCUUGAUGACCUUGUCCUUUCAAAACCGGUGAGCAAUGA